AUGGAGCACCGCGCGUGCCUGUCGCCCGAGGUCUGCAAGAAGCUGAUUGAUGCUGGCUUCCAGAUCACGGUCGAGUGCGACAAGAACCGGAUCUUUGAGGAUGCCGAGUAUUCUGCUGUUGGGUGCCGGUUAGUGCCUGGCGACUCGUGGCGCACUGCUCCCUCGGAUGCGAUCAUCACUGGCCUGAAGGAGCUGCCCGAGAACGACCUGACCCCGCUGCCGCACACGCACAUCAUGUUUGCCCACUGCUACAAGCGCCAGGGCGGCUGGAAGGACGUUCUAUCGCGGUUCUCGAACGGCAAGGGCCUCCUGUACGACCUCGAGUUCCUGCAGGACGCCAGCGGCCGCCGUGUGGCAGCCUUUGGGUUCUAUGCUGGGUUCACUGGCUCGGCUGUCGGCAUCGACGCCUGGUGCCACCAGCAGCUGCAUCCGGGCACCGCCUAUCCCGAGAUCACGCCGUACCCGAACGAGGACGUGCUGAUUGCCGAGACCAAGGCGAAGCUGGCGAAAAUUGGCAAGUUCCCCAAGGUGAUGGUCAUGGGCGCCCUGGGCCGCUGCGGCUCCGGUGCUGUGUCAUAUGCGCGCAAGGCCGGCAUCCCCGAGGAGAACAUCAUCAAGUGGGAUAUGGCCGAGACCGCCAAGGGCGGCCCGUUCCAGGAGAUCAUCGACGCUGACAUCUUUGUCAACUGCAUUUAUCUGUCGUCGCAGAUUCCGGCGUUCAUCACGCAGGAGCAGAUUGAUGGCGAGCGCCAGCUGUCGGUUAUUGUUGAUGUCAGCUGCGACACCACCAACCCGUUCAACCCGAUCCCCAUCUACAACGUCAACACCACCUUUGACAAGCCGCUGCUGGACAUUGAGACCAAGAACCCGAAGCCCCUGCAGCUGUGCUCGAUUGACCAUCUGCCCACCAUGCUGCCGCGCGAGGCGUCGAACCAGUUCGCCACCGACCUGCUGCCCACUCUGAUGCAGCUGCCCGAGCGCGACACCGCCCCGGUGUGGACUGGUGCUGAGGCCCUGUACAAUGAGAAGGUUGCGUCGAUGGCCACUACCGACUAA
Messenger RNA from Linderina pennispora, 1056 nucleotides. Its product is annotated as Formate/glycerate dehydrogenase catalytic domain-like protein. Bases 1 to 1056 code for a protein of 351 amino acids. Gene Ontology annotation, cellular component: cytoplasm. NCBI's taxonomy places the organism in Eukaryota, Fungi, Kickxellomycota, Kickxellomycetes, Kickxellales, Kickxellaceae. Gene Ontology annotation, molecular function: saccharopine dehydrogenase (NAD+, L-lysine-forming) activity. The transcript has a single exon. The record is from RefSeq and is a predicted model, not a curated record.